Messenger RNA from Cladocopium goreaui, 5730 nucleotides. The record is from the annotation of a GenBank genome assembly. NCBI's taxonomy places the organism in Eukaryota, Dinophyceae, Suessiales, Symbiodiniaceae.
AUGGGAGACUACAAUUGUGGGUUGACUGCAAUGCCCCCUUGGGUAGGCACCACAUCCUUCCAAUGGAAGGGUCAAACGGUCACUGGACCUGUGUACACUGAUAAGGAGUGCCUCCAGGAGAUCCUUCAGGCGCAUGGCUUGACAGCGAUCAACACGUGGGACUCUUCAGGACCUUCCUAUAUCCACGGCAACAAUGCAUCCAGAAUCGAUCACUUUUUCAUUAGGAUGAUUGCUUGCGACGGUCAAUCCAAACAGGUCAUUUAUCUUCCACAGGCAGAUUUUGUUCCCCACAAUAGUACUCACCAUGUCCCCAUGAUGUGUAACAUUCGAACCAAGCACAUGGCGUAUCACAAACAUGACCGGCCCACAGCAUGCACUUUUGCCCAGCGAAAUCAAUGCCGCCUUGCGGGACAACAGGACACCCAGACUUGGCAUCAAUUACGUCAGCAUGUGACCGAUGUGCUACAGGCAGAACAUGCAACUGUGUCACCUGAGGUUGCCAUUCAAAGAAUUCAUGACAGUGUUUCUACCGAGUUUCAUAAACUGUUUCCCCCUAAGAACACCAAACUUUGUGCAGUGGACUAUACAGCAUUCCACCAUCACAUUGAGGACAAAUGGUUCCACAAAAAGAGAUUGCGACAGUUGGCCAAAAACUAUGCGUCAGGGUUGCAUUCCGUUUUUCAGGCAUGGCACCACCGCAGUCGGUAUCAGUCUCUCCAAAGAGAUCAGCAACGGAUGGCAAGGCGGGCCAAGAAGAAUCAAUUCAACCAGCUUUGCACUGAAGCUGCAGCAGCCGCCACAAUUCAUGAUACUCAUUCAAUGUUCCUCAUUAUCAAUAAAUUUACUCCCAAAAAGCCCCUGGCCAGAACACGUCUGAGGGGUCCGGAUGGGGCAAUCGCUGACCAAUACAUGGCACAUGCCAUGACCACAUCCUUCGUUCAACGCAUGUGGCAGGGACCCAGCAAGAUGCCGAUUUAUGCUGAUGAUGCUCCGGGCGUUCCGUUUGCAAUGGAGGAAUUAGAGACAGCGGUUGCAGCUCUGCACAACAACAAAGCAGUAGCCCAGCCAUUCCUACCCGGCAUUGUCUGGAAAUGUGCCCCCAAUGCUCUGCAACCGACGCCAUAUUGCGUGUUGCCACUCACAGCCGAUGCAUCCGAAACCUUGUCAGAUCCCAGCGACGUUCCGUUUCCACACAGGGCGUUUGAUAAUGCAGAUAGACAGGCCAUUUUUGAUCAUCUCAUUGCAUUGGGUACUCCUGCCCAUCUGGUACAGAUUGUUGCUAGCUGGCAUGAGAACACGCAUUACAAUUUGAUCUUUCGUGGGGACACCACUUCAAUACAGGUCGGGAAGGGUCUGAGACAAGGAUGCAAAAUCGCUCCUCUAUUACGGGUCGCAUUUAUGAACCUUUUCAUGCAAGAAUUGGCUCUACUUGUUGGCCAACAAUGGAUACAAGAUUGCCUUACAAUCUACGCGGACGAUGUGCACCUGGGUUGCCAGUUUUGUUCAGCCACUGAGCUUCGGACCCACCUGCAGAACAUUGGUCAUGCUCUUGAUGUUAUCGAAAGGUUGAAACUAUCCCUCUCGUACUCCAAGUCCUACAUGUUACUGGCAUACACAGGUACAAAUCCGCGCCAAGCCCUGAAAGGGGUGAUGCACCGUCACUCCACUGGAGUCAGCAUCCGUGUCCCUAGACGGGAUGGUAGCACCACUGACCUGCCGGUGAAGAAGAAAGGGACCUACCUGGGGGUAAUCAUCAGUUAUGACAAUUUUGAACAGCAGACAUGGGCACAUCGCAGAAAAGCUGGUUGGAGUGCUUUUUCACGACUGAGAUCAUGGCUCAGGAGUUCACAGAUUCCAACAUCUCAACGGUUGUAUCUCUGGCAUACAUGUGUGCACACGGUUUUGACUUACGGCAUCAUGGCAACCAUGGUCACUCCACAAGUCCUGAUGGAAUAUCAAGCAACGAUCUACCAAAUGGUACGAAGCGUGCUCGGUGACCACGCCUAUGUCACACACCGCACACAUCAGUCAGCAUUUCGACACCAUCGCAUAGCUUUGCCUCUCGACCUGCUGACAACCCUUGCCAUGGGAUUACAACGCAGACUGUGCAGGCGUGCCCACUUGUUACAUCCGAUGGACUUUCUUCAUCAACAACAGUGGACACAUCUUGAUGACUUGUUGCAGCUUGUUCACUGCGUUCAGGACACGACCGUUGAGUCUGCCAUAAGCGUGGACCCUGCUGAUCGGGUUGCACUCCAAACCAGGCACCAAUGCCCGCAUUGUUCCUUCCAAACAGACUCAGUGGCAAACAUGAGACGACACCUCACCUACAAUCACCAUGUCACACAAUACCGCACUGCACCCACAUCACCUUUGGACAUGAUGGUCAAUGGAUUGCCCAAGUGUCGGAAUUGUAUGCACACGUUUGCUACCUGGAAGAAUUUUUUUGUCCAUGUUCAACGCAAUUGUUGUCAGGUGACUUCCGACAUGGCUGAUCCUGGAGUCAGACUGCAGCCACCAGCGGCUACAGAAGUGGUUCAACAGCAGUUCCAUAUCGCCACCCAGGCGUUCUGGCCUGACCUUCAUAGCCAUCUGUUGACUGACGAUUGGACAGGCUUAGGACAACUGGACCCGGCAUUGGCACACUUAGCUCACCAUUGUGCCAUCUGCGGAACAUGGUGUAACCGUUUCCAAGAAAUGCAUGGCCAUUAUCGGCUGUAUCACCCGGAUCAACUGCGAGGAGGAGUCGCCAAAGGCGCUCAGCUGUCUCACAUCCUGCAAUUGGUUUCACCUUGUGCAUGGUGCAAACGACCCUUCAGCCGCAUCCAUAGCUGCCCGGUGACCUUGCAGGUAGGGAUUUUGAGACUACAGCUGAUGGAACCGGACCAUCGACGCCAGACGACCAUGACAUGUGAAAUUUGCAUACAACAGUUUGAUGACAGCAGUCAACUGUAUACACAUCUUUCGCAAGAUCAUGGCAUGACAUUGAACGACUGGCUCCCCUCGAGGGACUCACUUCAGGGACAAGACCAAUGUCGACACUGCCAUGCCCAGUUUGACAGCCGUUCAGGUUUACGGCGUCACAUCACUGAGGGCAGAUGCGAGGCUUUUGACCCGACAGCAUCUCAGAAUCCCCUGAACAAUUCACAGACCUGGACGGCCUGGCUGAAGGGAGGCGACUUCUCAUCUGGUUGUCUCACAGCACACCAACGCCUCCAGCUGACCAUCACAUGUCAGUUUUGUGGGACCAAGUACCAAAGGGGAGGAGAUCUAGUUGCUCAUCUACUCCAAUCUCAUGGGGAGCAAUGGCAACAGUCCCAGACCAUGCUUCGGUUUCUGUUACAAGCAGUGAUGGCAACUCGUGGCUGCAUUUGCAACCCUCAAACCAACGAAGUUGGCCUGGCUCACAUCUGCACGCCGCUCAGACAGGUGGCCAUGUUGAUGAGCUCCUGCGAUGUUCAGCUCUUGGUGCCACAGCAGUUUCAAGCAGUUCAGCUGGACGAAACCUUGUCAUGCCUGCGCAAUGCCAACCUGACGCAUCGGCUGACACAGAUCCUGGUUUCACGUGACUUUGCCCGUCUCUGGACUGAUUCUGAGGUGAUGGCAGGUCUUCGCACCCAAUGCAUGCAGUGCGGUGGACACUACCAACCGACAGAACUGUUGCGACAUUUGCUCACGGUGCACCCUCAAGCCUGUGCGUGGGCAACUCAGAUUGCAUUCCAGCUGUAUGACCCCAUGCAACACAGUCAAAAUCAGGAUUUCAGAUGUGACUGCUGCACACAAGUUUUCAAUUUGCCGGGCACGCAGACUGACUCAUUGCCUGACCGCCUGCACAUCCAAAGGAGUCAUUUUGUCUCAAAUUGCCCUGUGGUUUUGCAGAUUGCCAUCCUCCUGCACCCCAUCCAUGGACGCGCUGAUGGAUCCCAACGACCAGGCCCUGAUGGAGGGAUUGAGCGCCUUGGGCCCUUUGCUGCUGGGCAAUCGGCGGCAACAAGAGGUUCUCGCCGACGAGCAGCACACCAAGCGCCACAAGGCCAGAGCCAAAAACGACUCAGACGGCCCCUCCCAGGAAGCCGUCACCUCGAUGCUGCGGCUGAUGGCGCAACUGAUCCUCAGCCACGAAAGAAGUCUGCAGCUCAGCCAGCGCCAGGACUGCUUCGUUAUGUUCUGCCAAAACCGCCCGGAGGGCAUUGUGCCACACCUCACAUGCCUGGCCAGCAAAUGGCGGGAGGAAUGGCCGAAGCAGCGGGACAACCUGAGUUGGCCCAACCUGCGCACCUACUUGCUGCAGGGAGUCAUCAAGGAGCUCCGACGCCGGGUGCAACAACUGGCCAGCAGCAAACCAGGGGAACAACUCUGGGACGUGGCACUGAGCAAGGGCACGAUCCUUCCAGAUGGAGCAUGGGGCUACCAGAAGUGGUCGGUGGAAACCAAGCAAUUGGUCAAAGCCCCGAAGAAGCCCAUGCCGAUGGCGACCAUGCUCAGAACUCUGGAGACGCUGGAGGACCUCCUGGACAGCAAUCAACAUGUCGUUCAGUUCAGGAGUUUGCGGACGGAUCAAACCACGAUUCCCUGGCUCCUCCAACUGACGCACAGGGAAACCGAAGCCUGGGACCUGCUGGGGGAGCUGUGUCACAACACAGCGUGGUCGUUGCUUGGAAUGUCGAUCAAACGCCACAAUCAGGCCCUCUCCAAACAGGCGAUGAUGCUUCAGAAAGCCAUCGGCCAGGGCGAGAACAGGACCAAAGGCAAGGGGAAGGGACGCGGUGGUGUGUCGUCCAAUUAGACGCACCUGCACGACAAGCCCUACGUGCCAAGGCUCUUCAACUUGUCCUUGAAAAUCCAGGAAAUGCCUGCUAUGCAAACAGCUCUUUUCUUGCACUGAUUUGGGCCACUUUGUCCAGGCAGGAGUUCAGUUUUCAAGAUUGGGGACCCCGAUCCACCAUCCUUCAACAAUUGUUGCAACAUGGCAAUGGCACGCCUUUUUCCCUGGCUCAUGAACAUUGGUUUGAUCGGCUGAUUGAUGGGUGGAUCGAGGAAGGGGAACAGGCCGACAGCGCCGAAUUCUCACAUUUGCUUUCCAGCUGGACGGCCAUGCCGGCCAUCUCCAACAGCUGGGACAGGCGUGUGCAGAUGGAUCAAAAUUUUGUGCGCCAUGACUCAGGUGAUCAAUACAUGCCCUUGACAUUGCAAAUCGAUCCUCAAAUGAUCCAACAUGACGAAGUCUCCCUGGUCACCCUUCUCAGGUCAUGGAACACAGAGCUGGGAAUGCAGGCGGGUAUCACGGACCCGGAGGACCUGAUAUUGCUCCACAUCGAUCGCCUUGUGAUGACACCCAAUGGUAAUCUCACCAAGAGCCAUGCAGCUGUCACGUUUGGUUGGGAGGUACAGAUACCGGUUGGGGCCACCCACCACAUUGACUGGACUUCCUACACGGUAGUCGCCUGCAUUGCACACCAAGGAGAUUCCCAACGCGGUCAUUACCAAUGCAUGUUGCGCACCUUUCCCGAGGUGUCCGACUUGGCUGCCCCGGCAAUUUGGAUGUCAUGUGAUGAUGGCAGGGCCCCACAAAAGUGCCUCCUGUUGCCUGACCAUUUCACCAGAGGUCUCACAUGCUUAUGGCUCUGCCGCACAGACAAGGUAGAACUUCAUCGACUGCCGCCAGUCAGUAUGCCGGAUGACACCGCCAUCCUUACACUGUUAGCCACACAGCCUGAUCCGGAACCAUGA